Molecule: messenger RNA, 4803 nt
Organism: Magallana angulata
Lineage: Eukaryota; Metazoa; Mollusca; Bivalvia; Ostreida; Ostreidae
Exons: 43
Coding region: 30-4700 (1556 amino acids)
Cellular component (GO): plasma membrane
Source: RefSeq, a predicted model, not a curated record
GGGUUUGACUAGUCUCUAGAGUAUCAACAAUGGGACUCUCUGUGUGUCUUAGCCUCUGUCUACUGAGCAUUGGUCACUUGACCAGUGGUUGGCUCUGGAAACCCGCACCAGCACCAACAGUACAUGUAUCUGGUAGCAACCUCCAUGGUUGUUAUGUCGACCAGUGGUCCAGGACCCUUAAUGGCGGGAUGACAAAAUCAAACAGUAUGACUGUUAGUAAAUGUCAGGACAUUUGCAAGAAAUCAAACAAGAAAUAUUAUGGACUUGAGGUCGGCGUUGAGUGUUUCUGUGGAGACUAUUUAACCAAAAGUCAUAAGAAAUCUAACGGCGAAUGCAAGAUGGCUUGUAAAGGUAAACGUGAUCAGGCCUGUGGGGGUCAUUGGCGAGUUCUCAUCUACAGAAACCCUUACUACAGAUCAAUCCUUGUAAAAUCAGGAUACCAGGGAUGUUACCAAGACCAAUGGAGUCGCACCCUGAACGGUAAACUGACGAGGUCGAGCUCCAUGACCGUAUACAAAUGCAGGGACAUCUGUUCCAAAGAAAACACCUACUACUAUGGCGUGGAGAACGCAAAUGAGUGUUUCUGUGGGAAUUCGUUGACAAGAUCCGUUAGGAAGUCAGAUAAUGAUUGUUUGACACAGUGUCGUGGAGAUCGUAACCAGGGGUGUGGGGGAUCCUGGAGAGUGGCCGUGUACAGGAACUACAACUACAAGAAAACUGUUGUGCAAACGUCAGGUUUGGUUGGCUGCUACAUCGACCAAAGAGACAGAGUGUUAACAGGAGGAGUGACCAGGUCCUCCUCCAUGACACUCGCGAAAUGCCGAUCCCGAUGUCAAAGAGAAAAGAAGAAGUUUUAUGGACUAGAGGUUGGAACAGAGUGUUUCUGUGGGAACUAUCUGAAGACAAGUAGCAAGCGAUCCACGUCUGAAUGUUUGACACCGUGUACAGGAAAUAAGGCCGAGGGCUGCGGCGGGAAUUGGAGAGUCGUCAUUUACAGGAACAACAAUUACAGAACAAAUCUUGUCAAAACGGAUUUCGUUGGUUGCUAUCGAGAUCAGUGGUCAAGGACUUUGAAUGGAAAGAAAACAACAGAUAGACACAUGACCUACAACAAAUGUAAAAACAUUUGCGCACACAAGGAAAUCAACUCCAAAUAUUUUGGACUUGAGAAUCGAGAUGAAUGUUUCUGUGGAAAUUCGCUGACAAGACGAGUGAUACAUGAUUCUGAGGAGUGUACCGAGACCUGUAAAGGAAACUCCAGAGAAGGUUGUGGGGGUCCAUGGAGAGUUGCUAUCUACAAGAACCCAUCUCAUAAACAAACUGCUGUCUCAUCGCAAGAUCUCUUUGGUUGUUUUAUUGACCAAAGGAACAGAGUCCUCAAUGGGGGUGUAUCUAAGUCAAGCACCAUGACACUUCAAAAGUGUAAAAACCGAUGUGUAAGGGAAAACAAAAAGUUUUAUGGAUUAGAGGUCGGGACGGAGUGCUUCUGUGGUAACUAUUUGACAAAACACAGCCAAAGACCAAACAAGGAGUGUAUGACCCCGUGUAAAGGAGACCGAUCCCAGGCAUGCGGGGGCGGAUGGAGGGUUCUGAUUUACAGAAACACCAAAUACACAUCAAAUGUUGUCAACAAAGAUUUUAAGGGUUGCUACGUAGACCAGAGAUCCAGAACCUUAAAGGAUUAUUCUACUUCCUCGUCAAAAAUGACAGUUGAAAAAUGCAAAGACACCUGUCAUAAAAAGAAUUACAAAUACUACGGCGUAGAGGCAACCAAAGAGUGUUUCUGUGGUAACAAACUGACAAAGACAGUGAAGAAAGACACGGAAGAAUGUAGCAGUCCAUGUAAGGGGAACAGAGCCCAAGGAUGUGGCGGAAGCUGGCGACUGGCUGUCUACGAAAACACCAAGUUCCCAACAAAGAUUUCAACUACAGAUUUACGCGGAUGCUUCGUAGACCAACGUUCCCGCACCCUAAACGGAGGAGUAACAGUUUCAAAUUCAAUGACCAUUGAAGAGUGUCAAAAAAUCUGCACGAAAAAGAAUACGAAAUAUUUCGGUUUAGAGGUUGGGAAAGAAUGUUUUUGCGGAAACUAUUUAACCAAGAAAAAUAAAAAAGACAAAUCAGAUUGUCUGAUGGCAUGCAAAGGAAACAUCAAACAGGGUUGCGGGGGCCAUUGGAGAGUGCUCGUGUACAAAAACAAGAACUAUAAAACAAAUAUUGUUCAGCAAGAUUUUGUCGGUUGCUAUAAAGACCAACGUUCCCGAACACUCACUGAGAAAAAGAUAUCUUCUAAAAAGAUGACUGUUGAUAUGUGCAGAAAAGAAUGCCUUACUUUGAAGAUGAAAUAUUAUGGUCUAGAGGCAAGGGAUGAAUGUUUCUGUGGUAACAAACUGCAGAAGAAGGUUGUUGUGGCUGAUGGAGAGUGUACGGAUACCUGUAAGGGAAGCAAAAAUCAGGCCUGUGGAGGCAGCUGGAGGCUGGCUGUGUACGAAAACCCUAGCUUCAGACACACUGCUAUAGUGAAGAAAGAUUACAAGGGCUGUUACAAAGAUCAAUACGCCAGGACACUGAACGAGAAGAGAAAGAAUUAUGCAUCAAUGACGGUCGACUACUGCAGAAAGAUAUGCUCAGACGGCAAAUUCAAAUACUAUGGUGUCGAGGCAGGUCAUCAGUGCUUCUGUGGUAAUAAAUUAACAAAGUCUGAUAAAAAGAAGGACAGUGAGUGUAUGAAUCCGUGUAGAGGGGACAGGGAGCAGGCGUGCGGGGGUGGAUGGAGAAUCGCUAUCUACCAAAACCCGAACUUUAAACCAACUGCUAUUGUAAAGAAAGAAUUUGUCGGCUGUUAUAAGGAUCAAAGGAGCAGAACUCUAAAUGAAAAGGAUACUAAGUCUUCUUCAAUGACGGUAGACAAAUGCAGAAAAACUUGCACAAGUCUGAAGUACAAAUACUAUGGUGUAGAGGAUCAAAAUGAAUGUUUUUGUGGUGAUAAACUAACAAAGUCAAAGAAAAUGAAGGAGAGUGACUGCAUGAGACCGUGCAAAGGGGACAGAGAACAGGCUUGUGGCGGAAGCUGGAGAAUAGCUGUUUACAAAAACCCUGAUUUCAAACCAACUGCCAUUGUUCAGAAAGAUUACGUUGGGUGUUAUGUUGACAACCUGCUGGCAAGGACACUUGGUACUAAAAAAACGUCCUCUCGUUCAAUGACGGUGGAAACGUGCCGUAAAACAUGUCUGAAAGCUGAUACAAAGUACUAUGGACUGGAGGCUGGUGAUGAGUGUUUCUGUGGAAACAAACUGGGGAAAAAGAAAUCGGACAGCGAGUGUAAGACGCCAUGUACCGGAGACAAGGAGCAGGUUUGUGGGGGCAGCUGGAGACUUGCGGUCUACAAAAACACCAAAUUUGUCCCACUUACCAUUGUUAAAUCAGGGUACAAGGGAUGUUUCAAAGACAAAAGGUUUGGACGAGUUCUCCCUGAUAAAGUUACAAAAUUAGGAGAUGGGAUGACGGUUGAAACUUGCAGAGACAUAUGUAAGAAGGAAAAAACAAAAUAUUACGGAUUGGAGGCGAAGAAGGAAUGCUGGUGUGGUAAAAAGAUGCCAGAUUCUUCCGCAAAGACCUCAGAUGCUGAUUGCAAGAGUCCUUGUUCAGGAAAUAACAAGCAAGGAUGUGGAGGAUCUUGGAGAAUCGCUGUGUAUAAAUUACCAACCAAGAAAUCUACAGCUGCUUGUAAAGAUAAGAAAGGUGAAGUACAGUGUUCGACGUCCAAUGGACAGCGAUCCGUCUGCAUUGUUCCUCAGGCUGACCUAGUUCUUUAUGUAGAUCCGAAGGUACCCACUGAUGAAUGCGAGCCUGGGGAAACUUAUGGAAGACAUGGGGAUGAAAUUUGGGUGUCUGGAAAAUGCGGAGGGAAAUUCGAAAUUUGUUAUAAAGAAGUGGCUGUUGAAGAAGUUUCUGAAGAUUGUGUCAAGACAGCAGAUGGAAGCGAUUACACGGGGACGUGGAAUAAAACUAAAUCCGGUAAAACCUGCCAGGCUUGGUCUUCUCAAACACCACAUAAACACGGAUUCACCUCCCUUCCAAACAACUACUGUCGUAACCCUGACGGCGAACCCCACGCUUGGUGCUACACCACCGAUACCAACACUCGAUGGGAGUUUUGUGAUAUUCCUCUAUGCAAAACGCCAGCUCCUGGAGAAGAAGACGAAUGCCUAACGGAGCCAAAAGGACAAAACUACCAGGGAACCAAAAAUGUAACGAAGUCAGGACUGAAAUGCCAAGCCUGGUCUGUGCAGACGCCUCACAGUCAUUCCUUCACCAAGAGUCUCGGCAAUCAAGAAAACUAUUGCAGAAACCCUGAUGGAGAGCCAAAACCUUGGUGUUACACGACAGAGAGAGACACCCGCUGGGAAACCUGUGAUAUUCCGGAAUGUGCUGCCUGUGAAGUUGAACAAGAGAAAGGUCCUGACUGCAAAGUCCUUUACAAGAUUUCUGGAGGUUGCUAUUACCAGUCACACUAUAGAAACGAAUGUAAAUACAGCGUAAAACUAGAUAAAGAUAGCGCCGGGAAACUACGAGCAGAUGUCAAUUACGGAGCCACAAAGUUUUCUCUUAAAGAAGGAAAAGGCGUCAACAAGUGUGCUUAUUUCAAAGUAAUUGGAGACUACCUUGUGAUAGAGGACACCCUGGCCCAUGGAUGUUAGGAAUGUCGUGAAAUGAAAACUCUAUCGUCUACAUUGAAAACUUGAACGUUUCCAAUUUUUUCUGAUAUUGAAUGUAAUUUAAAUCUGAAUAAAUUUAUCUGCA